AUGCAUACCCUGUUUACUCACUCUGGGUGCCGGGAUCUGCCAGGGACCAGAGAGGAUGAUGAUGAUGAUGGUGAUGAUUAUGAGAACAUGGCACCAUCCUACAAGGACCUUCCUCCCAAGCCAGGUCCAGUGGCUCCACCAAGGCUUCCAAGGGCAGGAAAAAAAACAGGAACUCCUCCACUUCCCAGAAAGCCCCUGAAGAUAACAGGCACGGACCUCACCUCUGUCACCUGCACAUCUCAACUGGGCAUUGCUCUGGAGCUUCCUCCAUUCCAGCCAUCCCAAGCCAGCUCAGGGGUCCUUUCCUCAUUCUCUCAAGCACCAGCAUUGGUCUCUGUGUCUCCAUCCCCCCCACAAGCAACUCCAGUGCCCUGGCUCAGUCAGAAAUCUGGGGUUCCUGGGUGCUACCAGGAGGAAAAACGUCUGGUUCUCCUGUGUCUGCUGCUGCUGGUGGCAUCAUUGUUCCUGGGAUGUACUGGUCUGCUUGUAACCCUGAUUAAGUACCGGAAAGUGAUGGAAGAACUGAAGCUGUUAACCUUUCAGCAGAUGGCAUGGCAAGCAAAUGUGACUGGCAUGGCGGGGCUUGCUGGACUGAGGAAGGACAUUGACCAAGUAAGAGCUGACACCAACCAGUCCCUGGUGGAACUUCGGGGCUUAUUAGACUGUACCAGGGUCACCUGCCCUGAGGGCUGGCUCCCUUUUGAGGGCAAGUGUUACUACUUCUCCACAAACACCAAGUCAUGGGAUGAAGCCCGGAAGUUCUGCCAAGAGAAUUACUCUCACUUGGUUAUCAUCAGUAGCAUUGCUGAGCAGAACUUUGUGUCCAAGGCUCACCGCUCUCCUCGGGUGCACUGGCUGGGGCUGAGUGACAGGGAGCACGAAGGGAAGUGGAAGUGGCUGGAUGGGUCACCUGUCACUUUGAGCUUCUGGGAACCAGAGGAACCUAACAACGUUAAUGAUGAGGACUGUGUCAGCAUGAACAAAGGUGGCACCUGGAAUGACCUGUCUUGCAACAAAGCUACUUAUUGGAUUUGUGAGAGGAAAUGUUCCUGUUGA
Miniopterus natalensis is the source of this 1056-nucleotide messenger RNA. RefSeq names its product C-type lectin domain containing 17A (gene CLEC17A). Lineage: Eukaryota; Metazoa; Chordata; Mammalia; Chiroptera; Miniopteridae. The record is from RefSeq and is a predicted model, not a curated record.